This is a messenger RNA of Miscanthus lutarioriparius, 1149 nucleotides long. Lineage: Eukaryota; Viridiplantae; Streptophyta; Magnoliopsida; Poales; Poaceae. The record is from the annotation of a GenBank genome assembly.
AUGGCUGCUCUGGCCACCGUGGUCGUCCUCGCGCUUGCAACGGCCGUUGCCGGCGCAGCUUCGACGCCGGCUGCUGCGACGACGACGUCCAAGAGUCCGCCGGUCAUCUACAUUUUCGGGGACUCCAUGUCGGACGUGGGAAACAACAACUACCUCCUGCUCUCCAUCGCCAAGUGCAACUACCCCUGGUACGGCAUCGAUUACAAGAGCGGCUACCCCACCGGGAGGUUCACUAAUGGCAGGACCAUCGGAGACAUCAUGGCCGCCAAGUUCGGCUCCCCGCCUCCGGUGCCGUUCCUCUCCCUGUACAUGACCGACGACGAGGUCCUCGGCGGCGUCAACUUCGCGUCCGGCGGCGCUGGGCUCCUCAACGAGACUGGCAUUUACUUUGUUCAGUACCUAUCGUUCGACAACCAGAUAUCGUCGUUCGAGCAGAUCAAGAACGCGAUGAUCGCCAAGAUCGGCAAGAAGGCCGCCGAGGAGACUAUAAAUGGCGCAAUCUUCCAGAUCGGGCUCGGAAGCAACGACUACGUGAACAACUUCCUGCGGCCGUUCAUGGCGGACGGCAUCGUGUACACCCACGACGAGUUCAUCGGCCUCCUCAUGGACACCAUUGACAGGCAGCUGACGAGGCUGUACAAUCUCGGCGCGCGCCACAUCUGGUUCAGCGGGCUGGCGCCUCUCGGCUGCAUCCCGUCGCAGCGCGUCCUCUCGGACGACGGCGAGUGCCUGGACGACGUGAACGCGUACGCCAUCCAGUUCAACGACGCGGCCAAGAACCUGAUUGAGGGGCUGAACGCCAAGCUGCCGGGCGCGCGCAUGUACCUCUCCGACUGCUACUCCAUCGUCAUGGAGCUCAUCGACCACCCCCAGAAACACGGGUUCAAGACGUCGCACACGUCGUGCUGCGACGUGGACACGUCGGUGGGGGGCCUCUGCCUGCCGACCGCGCAGCUCUGCCCCAACCGCAAUGACUUCGUGUUCUGGGACGCGUACCACACCUCCGACGCCGCCAACCAGGUCAUCGCCGACCGCCUCUUCGCCGAAAUGGUGGGCUCCGGCGCCGUGGUCGCGGGGAACGGCACGUCCCCGCCCCGAGUCGUUAGCGCGCCGACGCCGACCCUCGCCGCGCCGCCGCGCAAGCCGUGA